UAAUAAUUAAAAAUGGAAAGAGCUGCAAAUCUCAUCUUAACAACAGGAUCCCUACUUGUCGGAGGUGGAAUUUUAUUCAAGUCCUUCUUCUAUACCGUAGAUGGAGGAUAAAGAGGAUUAAUUUUUGAUCGAUUUUAAGGAGUGAAAGAAUCUGUCUAUGGAGAAGGAAUGCACUUUUUCAUUCCAGUUAUUUAAGUAUUUGAAUUGCAUAAUGAUUCUCUAGUCACCCAUUGUGGCUGAAGUGCGUCUAUAACCAAAAACAGUGGCAUCUCAUACAGGUACCAAAGAUUUACAAACUGUGGAUAUUGCUAUCAGGAUGCUUCAUAAACCAAUUGAAUAAUAUUUACCUGAAAUUUAUAAGUAGAAUUGCAAAUAUUAUCCAUCUUAGAACUAUUGGUUUAAAUUAUGAAGAGAAGAUUCUUCCAUCUAUUGCUAAUGAAGUCUUGAAGGCAGUCGUGGCCUAAUAUGAUGCAGAUCAAUUGAUCAAAAUGAGAGAGAAGAUAUCCUAGGAAAUUAAGGAAGGUUUGAUUGAAAGAGCAAAGGAAUUCAAAAUUGUCUUGGAAGAUGUAUCAAUUACUCAUUUGGGAUUCAUGAAAGAAUAUGCUCAAGCAAUUGAGGCUAAAUAGGUGGCCUAGUAAUUGGCUGAAAGAUAAAAGUUCAUUGUGUUGAGAGAUGAAGAAGAAAAGAAUGCAAAGAUCAUUUUAUCUGAAGGAGAAUCAGAAGCUGCAAGAUUGAUCAAUGAAGCAGUGAAAUCUUAUGGCACAGGUACUAACUCAUUAUUCAAUAUAAUAGCCUAGAUUGAAAUUAAGAAAUUAGAGACUGCCAAACAUAUUGCCGAAACCUUAGCUAAAAGUCCAAACAUUAGUUGGAUUCCAACUGGAAAUGGAGUUUCAAAUCUAUUGAAUUUGAAAACAUUUUGAGGAUGUAUUUUAUAUUAUUUGAAU
Molecule: messenger RNA, 944 nt
Organism: Paramecium octaurelia
Lineage: Eukaryota; Ciliophora; Oligohymenophorea; Peniculida; Parameciidae
Source: the annotation of a GenBank genome assembly